AUGAAACUAUUGUAUAAUAAAUUACUGUAGAUUGGGGAAUAGUUGAUAGUGCUGAUAUUGGAACAGAUGACUCUGUUAAUUCAUAGUCGGUUCUAUCAGAAUUAGCAAGUAGAUUAGAAUCUUUUAAUCCUCCUCCUGAAAUUGGUACAGUUUUAGAAUAAUCAACUACUAUCACUGCUAUAAGCAAAUUAAAUUUCCCAAGUACUGAAGCUACAUCAGGUAUUUUAUUAAUUAUUAUUUUAUUAGUUACUCCUACAUCUCCAAGUGAUGGUACCAACACAAACAAUGGUAGCAAUAAUAAUAAUGGAAAUAGUGGCAAUAAUAAUGGUAAUAAUGGUAACUCUGGAUAGACAGGUGGAAAUAAUAAUAAUAAUAAUAAUAAUUAAUCUGAUGAUUCAGAAAUUAUAUUGACUACUGAUGAAGGUGUUAAUUAAUAAGAAGUUAGUGAUAAUACCAAUAAUAGUACAGCACCAGGAUCUAUUUAAAAAUCUAUCAAAAAGAGUGAAUCUUCAUCAUCCACUGUGGUCAUAGUUGUUUCAGUGAUAUGUUCUGUAAUAGGUGUUUCAAUCCUUAUCUCAGGAUUGUUAUAUUAUAAGAAGGUUAAAUUAGCUAAACUAAUGGCUGCUAGAGCUCAAAAGGUGGAUAAUGAAUUCUUCAAAGUAAACAUCACUGAAUAAUAACUACAACACUAAUAACAUAAUGAGUGA
Messenger RNA from Paramecium primaurelia, 707 nucleotides. The record is from the annotation of a GenBank genome assembly. Lineage: Eukaryota; Ciliophora; Oligohymenophorea; Peniculida; Parameciidae.